GGGGGGGGGGGGGGCGGGAAGGAGGGAAGCCCGAUGUGAGAAGCAGGCGCCGCCAGAGUUGCACACGGGAGUGGCAGCCGAGGGGACGGCGCGGGGUCUCCCUCUCUUGUUCGCCUUCCUGGCUGCGGGGAGCAAAGGCACCCAAGCACAGCGGAGCGGAUCUCGUUCUCUCCAGGGGAGGAAGAGGAGGGCAACAGCUGAGGCUCGGGCGGCGAUUCGAGAGCUGCAGGCGGGCGCUCCUUGAGGGCCCCCAGAGCCCCAUUGCUCCCGGCUUGCAGGCGCCCACAGAGUCUCAGCGGGUGCAUCUGCCCGUCGCGGAUCCUGUUGCCUUUGCGAGCGGGGCUCCUCGCUUUCCCCCAUGCUCGAUACGCUGCGGCCCCCCGCUCCCGCCUUGGUGUCGGGCAUGGCGCUGAGCAAGACGGUGGCGUGGCUGAACGAGCAACUAGAGCUGGGCGCCGAGCGCCUGCUGCUCAUGGACUGCCGCCCGCAGGAACUGUACGAGUCGUCGCACAUAGAGUCGGCCAUCAGCGUGGCCCUGCCGGGCAUCAUGUUGCGGCGCCUGCAGAAGGGCAACCUGCCCCUGCGCUCCCUCUUUGCCAGCGGCGACGAGGAGCGCGAGAGGUUCGCCCGCCGCUGCGGCACCGACACCGUCGUCCUCUACGACGAGAGCAGCAGCGACUGGAACGAGAACACGGCCGGCGACUCCGUCCUGGGUUUGCUCCUGAAGCGUCUCAAAGACGACGGCUGCAGGGCCUUCUAUCUGGAAGGUGGUUUCAGCAAGUUCCAGGCAGAGUAUGCCCUUCAUUGUGAAACUAACCUCGAUAGUUCAUGCAGCAGCAGCUCUCCCCCUUUGCCAGUCCUGGGCUUAGGAGGUCUUCGAAUCAGCUCAGAUUCCUCUUCAGAUAUCGAAUCCGACAUCGACCGUGACCCUAACAGUGCCACAGACUCUGAUGGCAGCCCCCUGUCCAACAACCAGCCUUCUUUCCCAGUGGAGAUUCUUCCUUAUCUCUACCUGGGCUGUGCCAAGGAUUCCACUAACUUGGAUGUUUUAGAAGAAUUUGGCAUUAAAUAUAUCUUGAAUGUCACCCCUAAUCUGCCUAACCUCUUUGAGAAUGCGGGCGAGUUCAAAUACAAGCAGAUCCCCAUCUCUGACCACUGGAGCCAAAACUUGUCUCAGUUCUUUCCUGAAGCCAUCUCCUUUAUAGAUGAAGCUCGGGGGAAGAAUUGUGGGGUGCUAGUGCACUGCCUGGCAGGAAUCAGUCGCUCAGUCACAGUGACGGUUGCAUAUCUUAUGCAGAAGCUCAACUUGUCUAUGAAUGAUGCCUAUGACAUUGUCAAGAUGAAGAAAUCUAACAUCUCCCCCAACUUCAAUUUCAUGGGACAACUGUUAGACUUUGAGAGGACUCUGGGUCUGAACAGCCCAUGUGACAACCGUGUGUCCAGCCAGCAACUGUAUUUCACUCCUGCCAACCAAAAUGUCUUCCAGGUGGACUCCUUGCAGUCCACGUGAGCUCCAAACAGACCCCACCUCUUACACGCAUGGGUCAUAUGAUCAUUCCUCAAUGCUUCUCUGACAGCAGCAAAGAAACAGCAGCUUUCUUUUGAGGACUCUGCUUAUUGGUCAGUGGCUGCCUUUGUGCUUAUAUCAGUAAAAAGGUUACAAUGGUUGGAAUCAGAGAUUGCAAAGAGAGGGAAUUUCCUGUGUUUUCCUGAAAAAAGAAAUGUAAAAUAUUGCCUGUAGAUAGGCAGCAGAUGUUGUUCAAUGCACAGAAAUCCACCUAUGCAUUGUCUUGGAACUGCAGACUUCCAAACACAGGUAGGGGAAGAAUGGAUACCAUGAGCACAUAUCCUCUAGUGAGAGUGGGGAGAAAUGUAUUACUUGCAUUUGUAAUAUAUGUUGUCUUCAGUGAAGACUAUUUCCUUUUUUUCUUAUAUUGAUUUAGAGGAACCAAAGAGAGAGGUUUCAGCUCAAUGUAUUUGGAACAUUUGUUUGCCAAGAGCUCUGUAAUGCUCAACUUGAUCGAUGUAAAUGUUGAAUCUUAAUCAAUAAGCAGCACCAGUUUUUAAAGACAGGUACAUGAGGUCACCCUAUGGAUGCCCUUUUCCUUCCUCUUCAGCAGUUCUUUAUUUCUGGAGUGUAGAGGACACAUUUGCCUCAUGCUUAAUUUUACCACUGAAAUGUCAGACUUUGUUCCUUGGAUAUCUGUGCUUUUUGAGGGUUGGUCUGUUCACAUUUUGUGAAUGGAUAAAGACUUUAUUUUUGUAUAUUGUUUUCUUUUUUGGGGGGUGCCAUCAGUUUAGGUUCUUGUUCUGACUUUUUUUGCGCCUUACCUAUGUAAAUAGUUUAUCAUUUGUUUUGGAAGAGAAUUAUGUCUUCAAGGAGAAGAUUGUUUUUUGUCCACUUUUUAAAAGACACAGAUGUGCUAAAUAGUGCAUUACCUCUGUACAAACUUUUCAGGGAUCUUCACCUCAAAUGCAACAUUUUGCAUUUAUUUUUGUAAACAAAAACUGGAAGUGUGUGCGUGUGAGCAUGUGUACCUGUGUAUAUGCAAGAACUUCUUGAACACAAUUGUCAAUAAGGGAGAGUCCAAUUUGCUGGUGUAAAGUUGGGAUUUUAUUCUAAGAAUGUAAGGUCAUAAAUUAUUAAUAAAUAACUAUUUUUGGCUAUUGAGAA
Molecule: messenger RNA, 2674 nt
Organism: Sphaerodactylus townsendi
Lineage: Eukaryota; Metazoa; Chordata; Lepidosauria; Squamata; Sphaerodactylidae
Gene: DUSP6
Product: dual specificity phosphatase 6
Exons: 3
Coding region: 359-1510 (383 amino acids)
Biological process (GO): negative regulation of ERK1 and ERK2 cascade; regulation of heart growth; positive regulation of apoptotic process
Cellular component (GO): cytosol; cytoplasm
Molecular function (GO): protein tyrosine/threonine phosphatase activity; MAP kinase tyrosine/serine/threonine phosphatase activity
Source: RefSeq, a predicted model, not a curated record